Besnoitia besnoiti is the source of this 1350-nucleotide messenger RNA. RefSeq names its product zinc finger, C3HC4 type (RING finger) domain-containing protein. The transcript has a single exon. NCBI's taxonomy places the organism in Eukaryota, Apicomplexa, Conoidasida, Eucoccidiorida, Sarcocystidae. The record is from RefSeq and is a predicted model, not a curated record. Bases 1 to 1350 code for a protein of 449 amino acids.
AUGAAGGCUGAGCAACGGCCGAUUCGUUUCCCGUCGCCUCGCUGUCGAGGCGACACGGGGAGAGAGUGCGCGUCAGGUUGUCCGCGGCUAGAUUUAGCGGGGGAGCGGGAGCGAAAGGGCCGCAUCCACGACGAAGCCCCGACUGCCUCGCCUGGGAGUCGGCUGAACCCUCGCGUCCGCUGGCUGUCUCAGCGGCAACCAGACAGGACCGUAGCAGGAGAAUGCGAGGGACGCCGAGAAGAAAGUGGAAAGAGCGCGGGGCUCCCGCUUGUGCCUUCGAAGAAGAGCCCCUUCCCCCGGCCGUGCCCGUCUUUCCUCCGUCGUCUUCUUUCACCAUGCCUUGCACCCUCUCUUUUUUCUGUCUUUGUGCUUCUCUCCCUCGCGUUUCCAUAUUUUUCUCCCCGGCCGUCGUGUCUUCAUCACACGGCGGCCAGCGAGCCUCCGCGGUCUUCUCCUCUAGACUUUCCUGCCUCGGUGCCGCCAUGGGCGCCUUCUGCCGGUCAACCGCUCUCGCUGGGCACUGCGCAUUUGCCGGUCGUGUUGGCUUCGCUUCAGAUGGGCUUGAAGGCCCCCGCUUCUCUCCUUGUUCUCUUCUCGUUCACUCCUGUCUUGGAGCGCGUGGACGCCGUGCUGGUCGGCCGCCGCCCUGCGCCCUGGGGCGUGGGAAGCAGCGCCCAUCCCCUUGCCGCCGAUCGCUCCUCCUCCUCCUCUGCAGCCUCGCCUUUUUCAGCGGAUUCGGCCCUCUCGUCUUCUGCCUUCUCGGCUUCCGCCGCGCCUUUGCCUCCCGGGAGCCCCGCGCGCCUGCCUCCUUCGCCGCCAGAAGAGAUCUCGCCGUCCAGCGAGCUCGCACGGAUGCGUAAGAGAGCGCUUCCUGCGGCCGGUUUUCUGCUUCCUGUCUCGCUCUCCAGCGGCGCCCAGAACGCUGCCGCUUCUCUUUCAGGCGGCGCGGACACGCUUCUUGGGGCCAGCUCGAGCGCGCCUGCGAAGAAGCAGUCUUCUUAUGCCUCCGAGUCGCGGCUCUUUUCGUCUUGCGAGUCCUCGCCCUACUGCGUCUCUGUCUCGGCGACCGAGCGCCUGCCGACGCGAACAAUGGUCGUCGGCCGCGGCGCGCACGCGGCGCCCCUCCACGAGUUCUACUCGUCUGCUUGCGCCCCUGCCGCGAGCCAGGCGGCGGCCUCGAAGGCCCUCGGAUCCUGGCGAGAAGGGUAUCCAGUGCUGAUUGGCGGAGCGCAUCCGCUCGUCGUCCAAACCAUGACCAACUCAGACACGCGCGACGUCAACGCGACGGUUGAACAGGCACGUCGAAGGAGAAAGCCAAAACGCUUUCGGAUCUCAAGUCAAGCCUUGUGA